Messenger RNA from Candida tropicalis MYA-3404, 1185 nucleotides. It is a transcript of the gene CEK1, whose product is annotated as mitogen-activated serine/threonine-protein kinase. The coding region runs from base 1 to 1185 and encodes 394 amino acids. Gene Ontology annotation, cellular component: cytoplasm; nucleus. Gene Ontology annotation, molecular function: ATP binding; MAP kinase activity. The record is from RefSeq and is a predicted model, not a curated record. Gene Ontology annotation, biological process: protein phosphorylation; intracellular signal transduction. The transcript has a single exon. NCBI's taxonomy places the organism in Eukaryota, Fungi, Ascomycota, Pichiomycetes, Serinales, Debaryomycetaceae.
AUGAUGAAUAUAGAUCAACACCAUCAACAACAGCAACAAGCACAGGCACAGACUCAGGCACAGGCUCAGGCUCAAGCCCAGGCACAAGCACAAGCUCAAGCACAGGCGGCAGCAGCAGCAGUUGCAGCCUCAUCUCAACGUCAAGUUUCAUUUAAUGUUUCAGAUCAUUAUCAAAUAUUGGAAAUUGUGGGAGAAGGUGCUUAUGGUAUCGUUUGUUCAGCUAUUCAUAAACCAUCAAAUCAAAAAGUAGCCAUCAAAAAAAUUGAACCAUUUGAAAGAAGUAUGUUGUGCUUACGUACUUUAAGAGAAUUAAAAUUAUUGAAACAUUUCAAUCAUGAAAAUAUCAUUAGUAUAUUAGCCAUUCAAAGACCUUUAAAUUAUGAAUCAUUUAAUGAAAUUUAUCUUAUUCAAGAAUUAAUGGAAACAGAUUUACACCGAGUUAUUAGAACCCAAAAUUUAACAGAUGAUCAUAUUCAAUAUUUUAUUUAUCAAACUUUAAGAGCAUUAAAAGCAAUGCAUCUGGCAAAUGUAUUACAUCGAGAUUUGAAACCAUCAAAUUUAUUAUUAAAUUCAAAUUGUGAUUUAAAAGUUUGUGAUUUUGGAUUAGCUAGAUCAAUUGCAUCUCAAGAAGAUAAUUAUGGAUAUAUGACAGAAUAUGUUGCUACUAGAUGGUAUAGAGCACCAGAAAUCAUGUUGACUUUCCAAGAAUAUACCACUGCUAUUGAUGUUUGGUCUGUUGGAUGUAUAUUGGCAGAAAUGUUGAGUGGUAGACCUUUAUUCCCCGGUAGAGAUUAUCAUAAUCAAUUAUGGUUAAUUAUGGAGGUUUUGGGUACUCCAAAUAUGGAAGAUUAUUAUAAUAUCAAGAGUAAAAGAGCAAGGGAAUAUAUUAGAUCCUUACCAUUUUGUAAGAAAAUCCCAUUUAGUGAAUUAUUUAAUAGUAGACCAGGAAUUAAUCCAUUAGCUUUGGAUUUAUUGGAAAAAUUAUUAAUUUUCAAUCCUGCUAAAAGAAUCACUGUUGAAGAUGCUUUAAAACAUCCUUAUUUACAAUUAUAUCAUGAUCCAAAUGAUGAACCAAUCAGUGAUAAAAUUCCUGAAGAUUUCUUUGAUUUUGAUAAAAUGAAAGAUCAAUUAUCAAUUGAAGAUUUAAAGAAAAUGUUGUAUGAAGAAAUCAUGAAACCUUUAUAA